UCGAACAAUGCGCAUGCGUACUACGAGGCAGCCGAGUCGGGGAGAGAGAGCGCCCUGUUCCUUCCGUAGCCGAGCUGAAUGCAUGCCGCCCCUUGCGCAUGCGCGCUAAGCAACUGAUGCUGGGGCGCAUGCGUAGUAACUAAACGGACAUUGAGUUCGCUUUUUUCCUUCUCCUAGCCGCGCAUGCGCAUGAUGCUUAAAGAGCCCGCUGGGUUGUGUUCCCACCCGGAAGCAGGUUGAAUGGGUUUCCGGUCCUUUCUCAAGCCCCCCCUCCCCCCGCUUCAUUGGUUCCAGGGAAAAUAAUUCCGCCUCUUGUUCUUCCCUCAGAGGGGGGAAAAGCUUUGGCCGCUAUGGCGGAGUCUGAGGACAUGAUGGAGCUGCAGCGGGUGGUGAUGGACGAGCUGGGCAUCUCUCUGGACGACCUGAAGCAGAUGAUCGACGAGGAGGUGGAGAAGUCGGAGGAGGUCCAGCGGCGGAAGCGGGAGCUGCAGAGCCUGGAAGAAGUGGUGAAGAAGAAGGAGGCCGAGGUGGCCUACGUGGACGAGCUCCUCGACAACGCCGUCAAGGCUGUGGAUAACUGUGAGGUGCUCUUGAAAGGCGUCUAUGCCAACCUGGGCCUGGAGUACCAUGAGACUGACUCGGAGGAGGAAGACCCUUCUUCCAAACCCACGGAAGUCAUUGAGAUCCCCGACGAAGACGAUGACGACGACGUUAUGAGCAUUGAUUCAGCGGACACAAGCAACAAAACGGCAAAGGAUCAAUCGCUGCUCCGCGAGGCCAUGGCGGCCAUGAGGAAGUCGGCGCAGGACGUCCAGAAGUUCAUGGACGCGGUGAACAAAAAGUCGGGCGGCUUGGACUCUCCAAGAGGGUCUCAACUUGCGAAUCCCGGCUGCGAGCUCAUGCAGGAGGGAGACCUGACCGUUGGGGACCGCGUGCUGGGCAAGAAGCGGACCAAGACCUGGCACAAGGGCACCCUCAUCGCCAUCCAGACCGUAGGGCCGGGGAAGAAGUACAAAGUGAAGUUUGACAACAAGGGCAAGAGCCUGCUGUCAGGGAACCACAUUGCCUACGACGCUCACCCACCCGUCGACAAGCUCCACGUUGGGAGCCGAGUGGUGGCCAAGUAUAAGGACGGGAACCAGGUCUGGCUCUACGCCGGGAUCGUGGCCGAGACGCCCAACGCCAAGAACAAGAUGAGGUUCCUGAUCUUCUUUGACGAUGGCUAUGCCUCCUACGUGGUCCAGCCGGAGCUCUACUUGAUCUGCAGGCCUCUGAAGAAAUCCUGGGAGGACAUUGAGGACAUCUCCUGCCGGGACUUCAUCGAGGACUACAUCACGGCCUACCCCAACCGCCCCAUGGUCUUGCUGAAGAGCGGCCAGCAGAUCAAGACCGAGUGGGAAGGGACCUGGUGGAAGUCCCGCGUGGAGGAAGUGGACGGGAGCCUGGUCAAGAUCCUCUUCCUGGAUGACAAACGCUGUGAGUGGAUCUACCGGGGCUCCACUCGCCUGGAACCCAUGUUCAGCAUGAAAACCUCCACAGCGUCCACACAAGAAAAGAAGCAAGGAGGGCAGAUGAGAACCCGGCCGAAUGUUGGGGCCGUGCGGAGCAAAGGGCCGGUGGUCCAGUACAUCCACGACUUGACGGGGAGCAGUCCGCAGCAGUUCAAACCCGCGGAGCUUCCCCAGAUGCCUCCCUCGACUCCCCAGCCAGCUUCACCCCCCUUGAUCGAAGUGGAUAGUCCCGACAGCCAGCUGUCUCAGGCCAAGAAGCAGCAGGUGGCCAAAAAAAGCACUUCCUUCCUGCGCCCGGGCUCUGUGGGGUCGGGGCCCUCGCCACCCUCAUCUCCCGUCUUGACCGAAACGACUCCGGCCGGACGGACAAACCUCACCCAGCAGUUCCGUUAUUCCGGUGCCCAGCCCUGCAGUGUUCCCGCCCAGUCCUUCCACGGGAUGCUGGACCGGGUGCCCAAUGAGCCCUCCUACCGGGCCCCGGUGGAGAAGCUCUUCUACCUGCCCCACGUCUGCAGCUACACCUGCCUCUCCCGCGUGCGCCCCUUCCUCCCGCACCAGUACCGCAGCAAGAACCCGCUCCUGGUCCCGCUGCUCUACGACUUCCGCCGCAUGAACGCCCGCCGGCGCAUCAACCGCAAGACCGGCUUCCAUGUCAUUUACAAGAGCCCCUGCGGACUCUGCUUGCGUAGCAUGGGCGAAAUCGAGCGGUACCUCUUUGAGACCGAUUGCGAUUUCCUUUUUCUGGAGAUGUUCUGCCUGGACCCCUACGUCAUGGUGGACCGCAAGUUCCAGCCUUACAAACCCUUCUACUACAUCGCGGACAUCACCAAAGGGAAAGAGGACGUCCCGCUCUCCUGUGUCAACGAGAUCGACAACACGCCGCCGCCGCAAGUGGCGUACAGCAAGGAGCGCAUCCCCGGGAAGGGGGUCUAUAUCAACACCGCCUGGGAGUUCCUGGUGGGCUGCGACUGCGAGGAUGGAUGCCGGGACAAAUCCAAAUGUGCCUGCCACCAGCUCACCAUCCAGGCCACCGCCUGCACCCCGGGGGCCCAGAUCAACCCAAAUGCUGGAUAUCAACACAAGCGGUUGGAAGAAUGCCUACCAACAGGGGUUUACGAGUGCAACAAGCGCUGCAAGUGCAACCCCAACAUGUGCAACAACCGCCUGGUGCAGCACGGCCUCCAGAUCCGGCUGCAGCUCUUCAAGACGCAGAACAAAGGCUGGGGCAUCCGCUGCCUGGAUGACAUCGCCAAGGGCUCUUUCGUCUGCAUCUACGCAGGGAAAAUCCUGACUGAUGACUUUGCCGACAAGGAGGGCCUGGAGAUGGGCGACGAGUACUUUGCCAACCUGGACCACAUUGAGAGCGUGGAGAACUCCAAGGAGGGCUACGAGAGCGAGGCCAAGUGCUCCUCUGACAGCAGCGGGGUCAACCUCAAGGACGACGACGACAACUCGGGCUCAGACGACCAGGAGGAGUCCAACGAGGACAGCUCGGACGACAACUUCUGCAAAGACGAGGACUUUAGCACCAGCUCCGUCUGGCGCAGCUAUGCCACCCGCCGCCAGACCCGAGGCCAGCGAGAGAACGGGGUCUCAGAGACCGCCUCCAAGGACUCUGGGGUGGUCCGGCAGGUCAGCAACGAGGAGGGCCUGCCCUGCAAGCCCCCCGUCUCCGAGGAAACCUCCAAAAACAAGGUGGUGUCCUGGCUGAGCACCAACCCCAUGGCGGACGGGAUGCAAGAUGGCGACAGCCGCUCCUCCUUGAGCCUCCACGAAACGGGGGCCGCCCCGAAGACCGAAGCGACGGAGAGUGAGAAGCGGUUUCCCAGAGGGGCCGCCCCAAAGAGGAACUACGGCUACAACCCCAGGCCCCCCGUUCCUGAAGGGAUCCGGCGGCCGUUCAGCAAGACUGCCAUGCUCCAGAGCCAGAGGCAGCCAGAAGUUCAAACGGAAGCCAAAGACGACGUACUAAUGCUCUCCAGCAGCACCGACAGCGACGGGGACAACAACAACAACGGGAAAGCGAAGGGCAACGACAGCGACGACAUCCAGACCAUCUCUUCCGGGUCGGACGAGGAGCCGGCGCUGGCUGCCGACGGGAAGAAGCCUUCCUCCUCCAUGCUGGGAGCCGUGAAGAGGCAAGUGGCCGUGAAGUCCACCCGGGGCUUCGCUCUGAAGUCCAUGCACGGCAUCUCCAUGAAGUCCACCCAACUGGCCUACGGGGAGAGUGCCAUCGUGCGGAGGAACACGCGCCAGUACUACGACGGGGAGGAGUCCUGCUACAUCAUCGACGCCAAGCUGGAGGGCAACCUGGGCCGCUACCUCAACCACAGCUGCAGUCCGAACCUUUUCGUCCAGAACGUCUUUGUGGACACGCACGACCUCCGCUUUCCCUGGGUGGCCUUCUUCGCCAGCAAGAGGAUCCGCGCGGGCACAGAGCUGACGUGGGACUACAACUACGAAGUGGGGAGCGUCGAAGGCAAGGAGCUCCUCUGCUGCUGCGGAGCCAUCGAGUGCCGCGGCCGGUUGCUGUGAGGCAGGGAACACCAAGGACAGGCCGCUCUGUAAAAACCUAGAGAGAGAAACAACAACCUGGAGUCAAGGAGCCUCCAGUCGCCGUCCCUGUCCUACCACCACUAACACCCUUUGUGUUUUGGCAUCUCUUCUUUCAUGUUGGUCCGUUGACCGCCUUGACGAGGGUGUCUGCGUUUUAAUGUUGUGUAUUGUGUUUGUGGAGGGAGUGUUCCUUCCUUUUUGGUCCCACAGUUGUUUGAAAGCAAUAAAAUGGGCCUUUUAAUGCCUAAA
This is a messenger RNA of Anolis sagrei ordinatus, 4316 nucleotides long. NCBI's taxonomy places the organism in Eukaryota, Metazoa, Chordata, Lepidosauria, Squamata, Anolidae. The record is from RefSeq and is a predicted model, not a curated record.